Messenger RNA from Aspergillus oryzae RIB40, 900 nucleotides. Its product is annotated as pyrroline-5-carboxylate reductase family protein. Gene Ontology annotation, molecular function: pyrroline-5-carboxylate reductase activity. Bases 1 to 900 code for a protein of 299 amino acids. The transcript has 2 exons. NCBI's taxonomy places the organism in Eukaryota, Fungi, Ascomycota, Eurotiomycetes, Eurotiales, Aspergillaceae. The record is from RefSeq and is a predicted model, not a curated record. Gene Ontology annotation, biological process: L-proline biosynthetic process.
AUGGCGAGCUCUACCCUUUGUAUUCUUGGCUGCGGCAACUUGGGCGGCGCUAUUCUAAAGAGCUUAAUCGAUGGCCCCAAAGAUAAACACGGUAGUGCCCCGUUCACACGGUUCAUCGCAUGUGUCAGGAGCCAAGAAUCCGAGCAGCGCCUGACUACACAAUUCUCCCACCAGUCGCAAAGCUUGACGGUUACCCGAGACAACAUCAAGGCUGUUCAGGAGUCGGAUGUUGUAGUCUUGGGCGUGGACCCCGCUGUCGUCGAGAAGGUGCUGUCAACUCCCAGCCUUACGGAGGCCUUAUCGAACAAGCUCCUCAUCAGUGUCGCUGCUGGCUGGACCCGGCAGAAGCUUGAGACCACCCUGUAUGGCAGUCCAACCACAACGAGCAACGCCGAAGGUCGGGCGUGGGUAGUGCGUACGCUGCCUAAUAUCGCUGCGUCGGUCUCACAAGGUCUCACGGCCAUCGAGAUAUCAGAGCCAGAAGUUCCCGAACACUACCAGAAGAUCACGGAUGCGGUCUUUGACAACCUGGGAAAGACAGUACACAUCCCCCCGACUCUGAUGGAUGCAACGACCGCGGUGGCUGGAUCGACACCCGCGUUCUUUGCUGUGAUAGUCGACGCAAUGAUCGAUGCUGCCGUGGCGGUUGGCGUGCCGAGGGACCUGGCACGAACCAUGACGGUUCAGGCGAUGACCGGAACUGCAGCCCUUCUGCAAAGCGGAAUGCAUCCGGCCGUUCUGAGAGAUCAGGGCACGUCGCCUGAGGGAUGUACUAUUGGAGGAUUGAUGGUCAUGGAGGAGGCUGGGGUGCGCGGUCAUGUUGGGAGAGCCUUACGAGAAGCCGUAACCAUUGCGCGCCUUAUGGACGGUACCCGUCAUUUGAACGAUACUAGACAGUAG